AUUUGAACCCAUGACCUCUGACUCCAAAGCCCAUGCUUUUUCCACUGAGGCAGAAAGAGGAAGGAGGAAAAGAAACUUUCCUUGGGGUAUCAAGCUAAUAAAACAUUGGCAAAUUGUCCAUUAGAUUGCAUUAUGGACAGCACAGAGGAUAAGAAUGACAGUGACAGCGAUGGGCUUUUCCUUAGAAUGGGUCUCAAUGACAACAAAGCUGGAAUGGAAGGUUUAGAUAAAGAGAAAAUUAACAAAAUCAUACUGGAAGCCUCCAAGGGAUCUAGGUUUUAUGAAAAUGAGCUCAAAAGAGAAAAGCAAGUCAAUCAACGAAUUGAAAAUAUGAUGCAACAAAAAGAUCAAAUUUCCAGCCAGCAGUUGAAGAAAGCACAAUUACAGGUGGACAAACUUGCCAAGGAUUUGGACCAAAGCCGGGAUCUUUGCUCUACUAUAGUUCACAUUGACAUGGAUGCUUUCUAUGCAGCUGUAGAAAUGAGAGAUAAUCCAGAACUAAGGGAUAAACCUAUCGCAGUGGGAUCAAUGAGUAUGCUGAGCACGUCAAAUUACCAUGCAAGGAGGUUUGGAGUUCGUGCAGCCAUGCCUGGGUUUAUUGCCAAGAGACUCUGCCCACAUCUUACAAUAGUACCAACAAACUUUGACAAAUAUCGAGAAGUGAGCAGAGAGGUUAGGGAAAUACUCAGUGAAUAUGAUCCUAACUUUAUGGCCAUGAGCCUUGAUGAAGCCUACCUGAAUAUAACAAAGCACUUAGAAGAAAGACAAAACUGGCCUGAAGACAAAAGGAGAUAUUUCUUCAAAGCAGGAAACACUGCAGAAAAUGAUAAAUCAGAAGGAGCAGGGACCAGGCAACCUGAGUUGAGUGAAGAAGAACUAUCCUUCUCUCCAGUACUUUUUGAAGAUAGCCCUCCUCUGUUACAGCAGCAAGGGCAACCCUCUAUUCCUUUCCAAGAAGUAAUGGAAGAACAGGAUUCUCCUCAAGUGGCCCAAAAUUCAAUUAUCUUUGGAACAUCAGCUGAGGACGUUGUGAGGGAAAUUCGUUUCAGGAUUGAACAAAAGACAACUCUGACAGCUAGUGCAGGGAUUGCCCCAAAUAUGAUGCUAGCAAAAGUGUGCAGUGAUAAAAACAAACCAAAUGGACAGUAUAGAAUUCUCCCUACCAGACAAGCUGUUAUGGACUUCAUCAAGGAUUUGCCCAUAAGAAAGGUGUCUGGAAUAGGAAAAGUUACUGAGAAAAUGCUCAAGGCUCUUGGAAUUAUCACUUGUACUGAUCUAUAUCUGCAGAGGGCAUUGCUGUCUCUUCUGUUCUCUGAAUCAUCUUGGCAUAAUUUCCUUCACAUUUCCCUUGGUCUGGGUUCAACACAUUUGGAAAAAGAUGGAGAAAGGAAAAGUAUGAGCAUUGAAAGGACAUUCAGUGAGAUAAGUAAAGCGGAAGAACAAUAUAGCUUGUGCCAGGAACUUUGCAACGAUCUUGCUCAGGACCUACAGAAGGAAUUGCUUAAGGGCAAAACAGUCACUCUUAAACUAAAGAAUGUGAAUUUUGAAGUAAGAACUCGAGCAUCUACGGUUUCGUCUGGAGUUUCUACUGGAGAAGAAAUCUACGCUAUGGCUAAGGAAUUGUUAAGGACAGAAAUUGAGGCCGAUUUUCCUCAUCCUUUGAGAUUAAGACUAAUGGGUGUUCGAGUAUCAGGCUUUCUCCUUGAAGACAAGAGGCACCAGCAAAGGAGCAUCAUUAGUUUCUUGCAAUCUGAGAGCCAGGUUCCAACUAACACUGAGGUUGGUGUAGAGAUAACUGACCAGGAAGAGCCAAAGCCUCAAGAAGUGGCACCUAAGGAAAGUUUUUUCAAUAAAAAAAGAGCAGAACGGAAACAGAACUUCCAAGAGCGCUUGAAAUAUGAGGCUGCUCCUCAGCAAGAUUUACAAACUUUGCGGGCAACUGCCAUUUCUGAGAGAGGGACAAAUGAAAUUCCCAACUCUGAAAAUUCAGGGGAAUAUCAAAUGUUUACCUGUCCCAUUUGUCUUAAAGUGCAAGGAAGCACCUGUCUGGAAACCUUUAAUAGACAUAUUGAUGGAUGUCUCAGUGGAACCUUGGUGGAUGGUGACUCAAACAUUCCCCAGGAGCUCAUGAAUUCUGACCCUCCAGAAAUAAGGAAAACUGAAAACACGGGUGACAAUCUUUCACCCUGUGAAGAGAUAGAUUUUGAAAUCUUUGAGAAGAUGACAAAAAGCCGAUCAGAAGAAGCCACUGCUAGAGCAAGUGUAGAAAUACAGUCCAGAAGGGAACAUGUGGAAUCUUUUAGCAGAGAAACAGGUGACCAACACGUCAUGGAGGAAAGUGCAGUGACAUAUAGUAACUCUUCAAAUAGCAAAAGCUGUCAUCCAAAUUCACCCCCAAUCACAUCUCUGUCCCUAGGUAGGCGAGAAACCCUGCAGCCUUAUUUACCUAGUAUGAUCAAAGACAAGAAUCUGGUUUGCCCUGUUUGUAACAUGGAACAAAAGACCUCUGACCUCUCACUGUUCAACAGACAUGUGGAUGUUUGCUUGAAUAAAAGCCUUAUCCAAGAAAUGAGGAAGUACAAAGUUAGUCCUGAUAAGAGUAGUAAUCCAGGAAAUUCCAAAACUGCAGGGAACUUGGGCCAAACCCAGAAAAUGAAUGCCACCGUAGGAACAAAAAGGCCAGGAUUGUUGACACAGCAUUCAUCAUCCAAGAAAGCCAAACCAAAGAAUUCCAAAUACACCAUUGAUUCAUUUUUUAAAUAAGCAUUUAGUGUUUUGUACUAGAGGUGUUAAUGCCUUAAUUUCAUAAUCAGAAUCCUAAAAUCGCAGGUUUAUUCACUGAAACAGAAGGAAUCUUUGGGUUCUUUGUAGAACUUUCUGAGAAAAGUGGUCUUUUAUUAUUAAGGAAGGAUAAUUUAAUAUUUAAGUGUAUUGUAAUUCUAAGAAAAUCACAAUAUGAUUUGUGCUUAUGAAGUAAACUGAAUGGAAUUAUGCAUAUUAAAUAUUACUUAUUUCAGGCACAGAUAACUAAUUUAAUGGUCUUAAGCUAGUUGGCUUUAUGGUACGGGAACUAUAGCUUUUAGAAAAACUGUUAACAGAAUGCUUUCCUCAAGCACUUACUUCACUUUAAAAAUAUUUAAGUCUAUGAUAGGGAAGCUGUUCCUUGAAGUAGUUAUACACGUCUCACAGACAAACUCCCUGUGGAAAGAGAAUGUCUAUCGGCCAGAAUCCAGUUCGCACCUUUGUGUCUCUGAGGUACUAUGAUUACAAAAAGAGCUAUGGGAAUUUGCGUUAGGUUUUAUACAUCGUGUGUACGCUAAAGGAGGAAAUGUGCAAUUGUCAAGAUAUUCAUUACAAUUUUAAAGUUAUGUUUUUUAGAAAACCAACUUGCCAUUUUAUUGUAUCAUUUUUCUGUGUUAAUUUUUAUUUCUGAAAUAAGAUGAAGGCUCAAUAAUAGACACAUAUAUUUAAUCUCCAAGUAUUUUUGAGCAACAAUAUACGGGUACCUCCAUUGUCAGGAGAAUAAAACAGU
Molecule: messenger RNA, 3532 nt
Organism: Tachyglossus aculeatus (Australian echidna)
Lineage: Eukaryota; Metazoa; Chordata; Mammalia; Monotremata; Tachyglossidae
Gene: POLK
Product: DNA polymerase kappa
Exons: 15
Coding region: 133-2763 (876 amino acids)
Biological process (GO): error-prone translesion synthesis
Cellular component (GO): nucleus
Molecular function (GO): DNA-directed DNA polymerase activity; damaged DNA binding
Source: RefSeq, a predicted model, not a curated record